AGAGGCGGCGUCCAGCGGGCAGCGGGUCCAUGACGCUGGUGGGGCCUGGGGGCCACAGGCCAGCCCCGCCGAGCUGGGCAUCAGGCGGCCGCUGGGGGCCGUGAGCACACAGAGAGCUUCCCUGGCCCCUGUCGGGCUGUUCCCAAGAUGCCCACCAACGGCCUACACCAGGUGCUCAAGAUCCAGUUCGGCCUCGUCAACGACACUGACCGCUACCUGACGGCCGAGAGCUUCGGCUUCAAGGUCAACGCCUCCGCGCCCAGCCUCAAGAGGAAGCAGAUGUGGGUGCUAGAGCCCAUCCCGGGCCACAGCACGGCCGUCCUCCUCCGCAGCAGCCACCUGGGCCGCUACCUGUCGGCGGAGGAGGACGGGCGCGUGGCCUGCGAGGCGGAGCUGCCCACCCGCGACUGCUGCUUCUUGGUCCUGCCGCAGCCUGACGGGCGCUGGGCGCUGCAGUCGGAGCCCCACGGCCGCUUCUUCGGCGGCACCGAGGACCGGCUGUCGUGCUUUGCCACGGCCAUCUCGCCGGCCGAGCUGUGGACGGUGCACCUGGCCAUCCACCCGCAGGCCCACCUGCUGAGCGUGAGCAGGCGGCGCUACGCGCACCUGUGCCCGCAGGAGGACGAGAUCGCGGCCGACAGCAACACGCCGUGGGGGGUGGACGCGCUCAUCACCCUCAUCUUCCAGAACGGGCAGUACUGCCUGCGGUCCUGCGACAGCCGCUACCUGCGCAGCGACGGCCGCCUGGUCGGGGAGCCCGAGGCCCGGGCCCGCUACACGCUGGAGUUCAAGGCGGGCAAGCUGGCCUUCAAGGACUGUGACGGCCGCUACCUGGCGCCCGUGGGGCCCACCGGCACGCUCAGGGCGGGCCGCAACACCCGGCCCGGCAAAGACGAGCUAUUCGACCUGGAGGAGAGUCACCCGCAGGUGGUACUGGUGGCUGCCAACCACCGCUACGUGUCGGUGCGGCAAGGGGUCAACAUCUCAGCCAACCAAGAUGAAGAACUGGAUCACGAGACCUUCCUGAUGCAAAUUGACCGGGAGACAAAGAAGUGCACCUUCUAUUCCAGCACUGGGGGCUACUGGACCCUGGUCACUCACGGGGGUAUCCAGGCCACAGCCACACAAGUUUCGGCCAGCACCAUGUUUGAGAUGGAGUGGCGUGGCCGGCGGGUGGCCCUCAAGGCCAGUAAUGGGCGCUACGUGUGCAUGAAAAAGAAUGGGCAGCUGGCAGCCAUCAGCGACUUCGUGGGCCAGGACGAGGAGUUCAUCCUGAAGCUCAUCAACCGGCCCAUCCUGGUGCUGCGCGGCCUGGACGGCUUCGUGUGCCACCGCCGCGGGUCCAACCAGCUGGACACCAACCGCUCGGUGUACGACGUCUUCCACCUGAGCUUCAGCGACGGCGCCUACCAGAUCCGAGGCCGGGGCGGCGGGUUCUGGCACACGGGCAGCCACGGCAGCGUGUGCAGCGACGGCGAGCGGCCCGAGGACUUCCUCUUCGAGCUCCGCGAGCGCGGCCGCCUGGCCAUCCGCGCCCGGAGCGGCAAGUACCUGCGCGGCGGGGCCUCGGGGCUGCUGCGCGCGGACGCGGACGCGCCGGCCGGCGUCGCGCUCUGGGAGUACUGAGCGGCCGCGCCC
This is a messenger RNA of Molossus molossus (Pallas's mastiff bat), 1638 nucleotides long. RefSeq names its product fascin actin-bundling protein 2, retinal (gene FSCN2). Gene Ontology annotation, biological process: establishment or maintenance of cell polarity; cell migration; actin filament bundle assembly. Gene Ontology annotation, molecular function: protein-macromolecule adaptor activity; actin filament binding. The coding region runs from base 148 to 1626 and encodes 492 amino acids. The record is from RefSeq and is a predicted model, not a curated record. The transcript is spliced from 5 exons. Gene Ontology annotation, cellular component: actin cytoskeleton; cytoplasm. Lineage: Eukaryota; Metazoa; Chordata; Mammalia; Chiroptera; Molossidae.